Messenger RNA from Racocetra fulgida, 1120 nucleotides. The record is from the annotation of a GenBank genome assembly. NCBI's taxonomy places the organism in Eukaryota, Fungi, Glomeromycota, Glomeromycetes, Diversisporales, Gigasporaceae.
AUGACUUUCUACGCAAUCGGAAAUUUAGAUGAUCGUAUUAAGAAUGCAGAUCAAGCCUUGACUCCUCCAUUUGGAAAAAUGGUAGCAGAGGAACAAAAGUUAGAGGGUGAAUUCCGGUUUACACACUCGCGUCUCAUCGAGAAUGCUGAAGAAAUUGCCCUCUAUUCUGGCCAUGAAGUUGAAAAGUCCAUCCUAGAUCGUAAUUAUUUUGCUUUAAUCAAGCAUAUUAACAGAAUUUUCCGUAAACGUAUUUACCACGGAAUGCUGGAAGAUUUCAUAAUUAAGUAUUUCUGGGGUGCUAUGGGAUUGGUUCUUUGUUCGGUACCCGUUUUCUUUACUAUAUCGGAUAACAAAAAGGACAGUCUUGGUUCGCGUGCAGAAGGAUUUAUAACCAACCGUAGAUUGUUGAUGAGUUCAUCCGAUGCAGUUGGUCGUAUUAUGUAUUCAUACAAAGAAAUUGCAGAAUUAGCUGGAUACACCGCUAGAGUUUCAGAACUCUUGGAUGUUUUUGAAGAAGUUAAAGCUGGCCGGUUUAAAAAACAACUCGUUUCAUCAGUUUCGAUUGAAGAGAACGCUAAAGUAUUAUCUGGUCGUGGAAAUGUCAUCGUAGAUGAAAACAUUGAAUUCAUCGAUGUUCCAAUCGUUUCUCCAAAUGGCGACGUUUUGCUAAAAAAAUUGAGUUUCCAUGUAAAACCUGGAAUGCACUUGUUAAUUGUUGGUCCAAAUGGAUGUGGUAAAAGCAGUUUAUUUAGAAUUUUAGGUGGAUUAUGGCCUGUAUACGACCAAGAUUUGCAAGAAAUUCUAAACGUAGUUCAAUUAAAUAGUAUUGUUGAUCGCGAAGGUGGUUGGGAUAAAGAACGUGAGUGGAAAGACGUUCUUGCAGGUGGUGAUAAGCAAAAAUACGAUGGACAAGGUGGUUAUGUGUUCACUCAACUUGACGCCAAACGUAGGCUGGAAUUACAAGAAGAAAAACAAAGCCUUGAACAGAAAUUAAUUGAGGUGCCAAAAUUACAAACGAGAUUAGAACAAUUGAAAGCUAUUUUGGAAGAACGAGAUAAAUUAGUAAAUAACCAAGGUGGAAGUUCAACACCUUAUAAUCAAGAUAGUGUCUCAUCUUUUG